Molecule: messenger RNA, 1885 nt
Organism: Heterotrigona itama
Lineage: Eukaryota; Metazoa; Arthropoda; Insecta; Hymenoptera; Apidae
Source: the annotation of a GenBank genome assembly
AUGGCGACGUUACCGCCACGGAAAAAUCCAACUCCAACGAAAAUUUUAAAACAACAUUUAACUCCGUUGCAGACGCUAUUACAAUUAGGUUUCCCGAAACAUCGAGCAGAGAAAGCGUUAGCUGCUACGGGACAUCGAGGUGUUCAACUUGCAUCUGAUUGGCUAGUAGCUCAUGUUAGAGAUCCAACUUUGGAUUCUGACAUCCAUAGACAAUAUGUUUUGUACGCUUGUCCAACAGGUGAAUUAGCAGAGCAACUUAUGAGAUUCUGGUCAGAGAGUAAAGAACUCGUAUGGAAUGGAGCACAUAAUUAUAUGCCACACAUAACUCUUGUAUCAUUUUUUGAAGCACCAGAUGAAUCAACUGAGGAAUUGGUAAAUGUACUUGAGAGUAUAGUUAACCAAGAUAAGUUAUCACAUAAUAUUGAAUUGGAAGCUUAUAUUUCUCCUAAUUUUAUGGGUUUGUUUGUUAAAGAAGUAAAUGCAGAAUGGCUGAAAAACAUUGCCAUCCAUUAUGCAAACAAACUUUUAAGUUUAGGCAUUUCUGCAGAACCUCAAAUAAAAUCUUUACAUUUGACAUUGGCCUAUCAGUUUCCUAGUAAUUUAUAUCAACAAUUGCGUUUAAUGGUAGAGAAACUAACACUCACUUGCCCGACUAAUUGGGAACUCAGAUUAUAUUCCAGAGAUUCUAGGCUACAAAAUGCACAUGUACAUAAAGUGACACAUCCUCACAUGCCUAGAGAACAUGACGAAUUAGAAUUAAGAGUCGGAGAUUACAUUUACAUUCCAGAAGGGGCAUGUAGUAUAUCUACAGACGGUUGGAUUGAAGGUAUCUCUUGGUUAACUGGUAUUUCAGGCCAUUUACCUUUGAAUCAUACAAAACGUACAGCUGAAUCAGAUUCAUGGACUUUACAUACUACUAUACAAAUUACUGACAAUAAAAAUGAAAUUCUACAGAAAGAAGAAAUACCUUUAACUCGUAAACCACCAAUAUUGUUAUCAAGUGAUUCCAUAGACAGUCCUGAUGGAGUAGCAACAACUACUGAACCAAUUGAAGUUUCUGAAAUACCUCCAAGUUCCUCAAGACAAAUUUUUAUAUGCCGCCAUGGAGAAAGAGUAGAUUUUACAUUUGGAGCAUGGAUCCGUUAUUGUUUUGAAUCAAAUGGAUCCUAUGUUCGUAGAGACUUGAAUAUGCCAAAGGAAAUACCAUCAAGAAAUAUACAAGACUUCCGAAAUGAUAGUCCUUUAACAACUGUCGGUGAAGUGCAAGCAAGUUUGGUAGGAGAAGCUAUGAAAUCGUCUAGUAUUAAAAUAGACGUGGCUUUUACAUCUCCUUCAUUGAGAUGUAUACAGACGUUAGCUCAUAUUUUAAAAGGAUUAGAUUUAAACAUUCCAAUGAAAAUAGAACCAGGUCUUAUAGAGUGGUUAGCAUGGUAUCCAAAUGGUGUUCCCGUUUGGAUGACAUCUGAAGAAUUAAUAACAGCAGGUUUUAACAUAGACAAAAAUUAUGAUCCAAUUAUUAAAGCAAAAGAUCUUCCAUUGAAAGAAAACGCAGCCCAAUAUUAUGAACGAAGUUAUGAAUUAAUCAAACGAAUUAUUGAAAAUACAGUAGGAAAUAUUUUAAUAGUAGCUCAUGCUGCUUCUUUGGCAGCUUGUACCAGACAAUUAACAGGUGGAAGAGUGCCACCAGCUUCCGAAGUUACGAGAUUAGCACAAAGAGUACCAUAUUUAGCAUGCUUAACAGCACGUGAAGGAUUGGAUGGUUGGCAACUUCAUCCACCUCCUUUUCCUCCUAUAACCCAUACCAGUAAUACCAGAUUUGAUUGGAAAGUAUUAUUGUAAAAAAUAAUUAAUUUUUAAAUACAGUUUUUCUCCUUUAAAAUACUAA